AAAUAGAUAAAAGCUGAUCUUACCCUCUUAUCCGAAUGGGACGGGAAUGAGAUGUUGAGAAGAGAAGAAGCACCGCCCCUUUCUCUCUUAUUUUCUGAAUGAAAGAAUGAAGGAAUGAACCAAUAGCCGUUACCGUUACUCACUCCUUCUGUCUUCGAUUCCGCAUUCUAUCCUAUCACAUGACAUGAGACCCCCCAAUAACAUUCACGCCCUUACACUUUCAUUUAUUAUCAUUAUUUAUUAUCCAAAAUAAAACGCUACUGCUACUACCUUUUUCUUCUUAUCCUUAUUUAAUCAAUCAGCCUUGGGUUCGGAGGGAGAAUGUCGUGUUUAUUGCCACAAUUCAACUGCCACCCCGAUACUUUCAGAACUCCUCUUCCUACCCACCGCCAUCAUCUUAUUCUUCUUCUUCAAACCAAAACAAGACACAAUUUGUAUUUCCGCCCACAAUGUAUUUUGUCUGCCGCACCUCCUUCAACUUCUGCACUCAUUGAUUUCGAUGUUGCUGCUGCUGCUGCUGCUGCAAACUCACCUAAUUGGCCCUAUGUCGCUCAGGCACACUUUAAAGCAACCUCAUCUGCAGAAUCACUUCUUACUAAUGAAGAGGCUGUAAUAGCUGCUGCUGCUUCUGAAGCUCUUACUCUUGCUAAAGCAGCUGCAAAGGUUGCAAAGGACGCAGCUCUAUUAGUUAAAAAGAAGCCCCUGCAAGAAGCUGGGUUUAAAUCGCAACUUCCUUCCACGCCUGAUAAUUUUCUUCUCAAAUGGGUUCAACACAUGGAAGCACAAGAAGCUGUAGCAGGAGGAGGAUCCGUGAGCAAUGGAGCAGAAAUAUUGGAAGAUGUUGACAUCAGCCCCAACCAGGAGGAGUUGGAUGAGGAGGAGCCUACCUGUGAGGAACUUGAAAAUUCCGAGGAACAGCUUUCCGAUAGUAUAGAUGCAAGAUCUGGGCGCCAAACAGAAAGAAAAGCCAGAAGAGUCAGAGCAUCUGGGAAAGCUGCUACAAAUAUUGUGUCUUUUAAGUCUGGAUCCACCAGCAGGAAAAGGCGUGUUCGUACGCAAGAAGUAGACUAUUCUGAUCCACUGCGUUACUUAAGAACAACAACUAGAACUACACGGCUUCUUACUCCAGCCGAAGAAAUUAAGUAUUCUGAAGGAAUACAGGACUUGAUAAAGCUUGAAAAACUCCAAGACGAUCUUGUAGAAAAAUGUGGGGGCGAGCCCACAUUUGGUCAAUGGGCUACACUGGCAGGGGUAGAUCAGAAAACCCUAAGAAAACGUUUAAAUUAUGGUGUAUUUUGCAAAGAAAAAAUGAUUAAAAGCAAUAUACGACUUGUGAUAUCAGUUGCUAAAAAUUAUCAGGGAUCUGGGAUGAGUCUUCAAGAUCUAGUCCAGGAAGGAUGCCGCGGCCUUGUAAGAGGUGCAGAGAAGUAUGAUGCUUCUAAGGGUUUUAAGUUCUCAACCUAUGCUCAUUGGUGGAUUAAACAGGCAGUUCGGAAAGCACUUUCUGUUCAGUCAAGAACUAUUCGUUUGCCAUUCCACAUGGUGGGAGCAACAUACAAAGUGAAGGAGGCAAGAAAACAACUGUACAGUGAAAAUGGAAGACAGCCUGACGAUGAAGAAGUUGCCGAAGCUACUGGGCUGUCAAUGAAGAGGCUUAGUGCUGUACUUUUGACCCCAAAAGCUCCCAGAUCUUUGGAACAGAAGAUUGGGAUCAACCAGAGUCUUAAACCUUCAGAAGUACUUGCUGAUCCUGAAGCUGAAACGGCUGAAGAGCAGUUGAUUAAGCAAUUCAUGAAAAAGGACCUGGAAAAGGUACUGGACAGUCUGAAUCCAAGAGAGAGACAAGUGAUUAGAUGGAGAUUUGGUAUGGAUGAUGGAAGGAUGAAAACCCUGCAAGAGAUAGGGGAAAUGAUGGGUGUGAGUAGGGAGAGAAUUAGACAAAUUGAGUCCUGUGCUUUUAGGAAGCUUAAGAACAAGAAGAGAGCCAAGCAUUUGCAGCAGUAUUUGGUUUCAUAAUCAUAACACCACCAAAUAUUGAUGUUAAUCCGCUGGAUGAGUUAGCUUAUAUGAUGCUCUUUGUUCUUAUAUGUAUAUGUUCUUCAUUGUUCAAUAUUAUUUUCAGUAUACUAGGAAUCAGGAAAUGUAUGUAAACACAAGCGAAUAACUUUUUGACAAAGAGUUGACCAUUUUUUUAAUGUACGUGAUUUAUUCGAAAGUC
Molecule: messenger RNA, 2218 nt
Organism: Cicer arietinum (chickpea)
Lineage: Eukaryota; Viridiplantae; Streptophyta; Magnoliopsida; Fabales; Fabaceae
Product: RNA polymerase sigma factor sigB
Biological process (GO): DNA-templated transcription initiation; regulation of DNA-templated transcription
Molecular function (GO): DNA-binding transcription factor activity
Source: RefSeq, a predicted model, not a curated record